GUUUGAUCAAUCUGGCCCAGCCGCGACUUCUUAGGUCAUCCCACGGGCCUCCUCCACCCAGGGUUGUCUCGAACAGAGACACUCUGGUGGCCAGGAUCAUCAUGGUGGGAAACAAGCCAGUCCCGCCGAAUGCACCUCAAGAACCCGUUACUAAAGGCAUCAGACGAGAUUCCAUGGCACCAGAUAGUGUCCAGAUUUCACUACCUUUAUGCCAUGUUUGCGCAUUCCUCGUGGGCACAUCUGGCACCAUCAUGCUAGCUGCCCCGCCCCUCCUGGCCGCCGAUUGGUUCCCUCCGCGGGAGAGAACCACUGCCACGGGUAUCCCACAGAAGAACAGAGUCUAUCAAGCCCUCAAGUGCUUUCUGGAGGGUCCUCCAUCUAGUGCUAACGAGGAUGUAGUCGAUCUCCUUGGCAUCAUUACCUCCGUUCCGAUCGUGGCCAACCAGCUGGGUACCGCUCUGAGCUACCUGGAGGCCCUUGCUGUGCGGGCUCCGGGGGGUGCAGUGACUCCUGCUGACAUCAGAAGUGACGUCACUACACUCCUUUCUGUAGAGGCAGGUAUAGCUGCAACAUUGCUGGUGAUGACGGUAGCCUACUUUCCCUCCCGCCCGCCCUCCCCUCCCUCCAUUACCUCCGCCGCCCCCCGCCUGGAGUACCGCGCUGCCCUCGCAGCGAUUGUCAGAAACCGCGACGCGCUGCUGGUGUUCGCGUCGUACGGCCUGUCCAGCAUCCCGUGGGAGGCCGUCCUCAGCUACUACCUCUCGUCCCUCGGCAUCCAGCAGGAAGAGGCCUCGUGGCUGGGGGUCGUCGCCGUGGUCUCCUCGGCCGCCGCGGGCCUCCUCGCCGCCCGACUCACCGACCUGCUCUACGGCCACGCCCUCACCUGCGUGCUGGCGCUCAUGCUCACCUCCGUCGGGGCGCUCUACUGGCUCUGCCUGCUCUCGUGGGGCACCGUCCCCGCGGCCAAGUGGCAAGUUUACGCGUCCGUGAUUGGCGGAAUGGCAGUGAACUUCGGCGCGACGCCCCUGUUCGUGGAGCUGGCGGUGGAGCUGGCGUAUCCGUGCCCCGAGGGCGUCGUCACCGGCUUCAUGGUGGCUGUCCUUAACUUCACCGGCGCCGUUUUUCUAUUCUUGUUUUUCAUACCCAAUAUUGGAUACUCUUGGGUGGUCUACUACCUGCUGGGGUCGUGCGUGGCGUGCGCCCUGCCACUCCUGCUGGUGCGGGAGGACUACGCCAGGUCCUCCAUCGACCGCCGCCGCCGCCUGGGUCGCCCCCUUGAGGGAGACGCUGACUCUCGCGCUUGUUAAUUGUUAUAGAUUGUAUAUCGGUUGGAUUUAAUAUAUCGAGCUUUA
Messenger RNA from Penaeus indicus, 1352 nucleotides. RefSeq names its product solute carrier family 49 member 4-like. Gene Ontology annotation, cellular component: intracellular membrane-bounded organelle; membrane. Lineage: Eukaryota; Metazoa; Arthropoda; Malacostraca; Decapoda; Penaeidae. The annotation marks the transcript as partial. The record is from RefSeq and is a predicted model, not a curated record. The transcript has 11 exons.